GUGACUUCAGCGACAAGUAUGGACAAAAUAUAAAAUAGAAAAGCGAUAGGGUACCUAAAACCAUAAAUUUAUCUUAUCGGAAACAUGGCAUCCGAAUCAAGAUAUUUCCGGUAACGUAAUUCCGUUUAAUGUCCGAUUAAAGAGAGAGAGAGAGAUAGAUAGAUAGAUAGAUAGAGAGAGAGAGAGAGAGAGAGAGAGAAUAUUGAAAAUAAAACGAAAAAAAAGAAGAAAAACCAGAAAGGAAGAGAAGAGAAAGAAAUCAGAAAAAGUUAAAAUGAACGCAUUCUCUGAAAAUCCAUUUUAUUUCUUUAUGGAUAAUGCUCAUCCAAUAUUCCCUAUGGAUGUUUAUCAAGAUGUCGGAAAAAUAGUCGAAUUAUCGGACACCGGAUGUGACGCAAUAUCUCCUUCGUCUUCGAUUCAACAGAAAAAAGAUCAAAAUCAAUCAUAUUGCGAAAGGAAGACACCCCGUUGUGAUCCCGUAUCGAAAAAUAUUCGGAAAGUAUUCGAUGAGAAACAAGAAACAAAUCGGGAAGAAUUCCAGAAAAAAAGUAAUACCAGAGGCAAUGUAUCAUCGACAAACAAAACAUCAUCGAGAAAAAUAAAAACGAAAGAAUUUUUAGAGGAAAGAUCUAAUACUAUGAAUCGAGAGAUUAAUGAAAAAAUUGAACAAUGGGAACGAAAUAUCGCUGAUUUUGAAAAUACUCUUCUAAGGAGCCAAGAUCAUAUGGAUGAUCUGUCAUCGAACGAGAAAGUUAUUGUUGAUUCUGAUUUAUCAAAUUAUUUCCUUAAAAAGGCAAUUAAUCGGAAAAACAAAAGGGAAGAAAAUGAGACUCGAAAAAAAGUUUUUGAUUCGUACAAAAAUUCAAAUGAAUCGACAUCUACAACAAGAUUAUCUCAUUCGCCUGAUGGCUUGAAUUAUUUAAAAAAUGAUAAUAAUAAAAGAAAACGAAGAAUACCUUCGACAACACGUUCACCACAAAAAAAGAAAGAAAAUUUCUCGACGAAACCUGCAUUCAAUGAUAUCACAGAUGAUAUCAAGAUAAGAACAGAUUUUUCAUUCGUAAAUAAUAAUAACGAAAGUAAUAACGAAAUGUUGAAAGAUCUUAAUGAAAAAAUAAAAAAAUCGAUCGAUCGCGCAGUGGACAUAGACAGUAUUUCGGAUAUGUUCGAUAAUUUUAAUGAAAAUAUAAAAAAUAAAUUCGAAAAUAUUAAUCAAGAAAAAAAUGAUUUUACUUUGAAUAAACAGGAAAAUGUCGAAAGUUUGAAAGAAAAUUUUAAUCAUCAAGAUGUUAAUCGCGAAACAAAUAACAAAACUGAAAGGAGAUCUGACAGAAGAAAGGGCAAUUCAAAAAGUGCCGAUCGUGAUAGAAUGAAUUAUCGUGACAAUAUGGCGAAACGUUACGUUAAUAAAAAUUCAAUAAAAUUGGAUGAAAAUAAUUUGGCAGCUAAGAAAAAUCAAGGUAAUAAAUGUUUUAUCGAAAAGGAGAAUUUCAAUAAUGAAAAUAAUAAAACGAAGUCGAGAGUUCUUCCAAAAAGUGCUGGUUCAUAUUCACAACGAAAAGAAAAUAUUCAAAAGGAAAACAUUGAAUCGAAAAUGGAAAUAAACACGGUGUUCUCUUUCGACGAUGAUAAUUCCGACGCGUCGAAAAAAUUGAAAAAGAAUAUCAAUGAAAGAUCACCGAUUAAAAAUAUUUCUGGAUAUUCUUUAUCAAGAUCUGUUAGAAAAGAAAAGGAAAAUGACAAGGCGGAUAUUCAAAGAAAAGAUUUAGAAAAAGUAGGCGCUAUUUUUAUUUCCUCGGUUAUGAAACAAUCUAAAAGAUGGUCGAAUUCGCAGACGACCAAUAACGAAGGUAAAAAUUCGAAAAGCAAUAACGACCUAAAAGAUAAACUUUAUCAAUUAGAGAAAAACAAGAUCGAGGAAGUUAACAGUGAUCGAACGUCAUCUUUUUCAAAAAUUCAUUCGACGAUUUCAAAUCUUUUAAAAUUAUCCAAUAAAACAGAAAAAUCGAUGAGAUCGAGAAUACCAAUCGCGAUUUCUCGAUUGAAAAAGGAAUUAGGAGAUAAUUUCAAUAAUUCCAAAUUAGAAGAUCGAAGAAGAUCGAGAUCGAAAGUGGUCAUUAGAGAAACUAAUCGACUGAAAGAUAACAAAAUCGAUGAAUCAACGUCGACUGCUCUAAUUUUGGUCGAUAAGUCGGAUUGCACGAGAGAUGAUGAUAAUGAAAAAAAUAAUCGAGAAAAAUCUACAUCAGAUUUGUCGAAUAGAAAAUUCGAAAGAGUUUGUAAAAAGAAAAUGGAUGUUGAAACGAAAGUUUUCAAAAUGGCAAAAGCUGAAAAAGAGGAAAGGAGAAAAGAAUUUGAGAAAUGCGGUUUACGUGAACCAGUGAAAAAAUCGAAAAACGGAUCUCAGGAAAUAGUCGAUAUCGCUGUAACGAUACUUGAAAGGAAAUCGAAAGAAGUAAAAACAGAUUCGAAUUCCGACGGCAGACAUCUUGAAAACGUUCACGCGAAUCACGAGGAAGUUUAUUCGAAACCUUAUUCUUUGAGAAGCGACCACAUCAGGAAUCUCCCACUGUGUCGAGAAUACGUGUCGUAUUAUGUAGCAUGAAAUACACGAGGGUGGUGAAUGAGAGCAGGGGUUAACAUGCGGGUGAAGACUAUGCUGUGACAGCGACGUAACAGAAAAGAGGGUUGCGCACGCUACGUUGAUGACAUAAUUGGUAUCAUUCUGCUCCUUCUUUUGAGGUAACACAACAUUCAGCUUCUACUAUCAUCCAUAUGUAGGCAUACUAAUUCAUACACCACUUUUUUUAUCGUUUCAUUGAUCGAAAAAAGAAAAAAGAAAAAAGAAAAAGAAAACGAAGAGGAAAAUGAUGAAUAAUGACGAACAUUAGAAUUUUUUUUUUUAAUUGGAAUAUUCUUACGACAAUAUGUCGCAUUUAACUUUUAUGCAUAUUUUAGUGUGUCCUUAAAAAAUUUCUAUGC
Messenger RNA from Vespa crabro (European hornet), 2982 nucleotides. RefSeq lists its product as uncharacterized. The coding region runs from base 275 to 2605 and encodes 776 amino acids. The transcript is spliced from 4 exons. NCBI's taxonomy places the organism in Eukaryota, Metazoa, Arthropoda, Insecta, Hymenoptera, Vespidae. The record is from RefSeq and is a predicted model, not a curated record.